Messenger RNA from Aaosphaeria arxii CBS 175.79, 1731 nucleotides. RefSeq lists its product as uncharacterized. The coding region runs from base 1 to 1731 and encodes 576 amino acids. The transcript has 9 exons. Gene Ontology annotation, cellular component: membrane. The record is from RefSeq and is a predicted model, not a curated record. Gene Ontology annotation, molecular function: transmembrane transporter activity. NCBI's taxonomy places the organism in Eukaryota, Fungi, Ascomycota, Dothideomycetes, Pleosporales. Gene Ontology annotation, biological process: transmembrane transport.
AUGGGGGCUCCUUCCACGUCGGCAUCCAAUGCUAUCAUCUAUUGUACAUACGCAGUCUUCUUAGUCAUCGGCUGCUACAUCGCCUGGAGAUUGCGACACCAGUCGAAGACAGAAUGGCUGUCGAGUAACAGAACACAAAAGGGUCAGACAACCAAGCAUCGCGCUGACGUCUAUGUAGCAAUACCGCUUGCACUGAAUUUCAUAGCUGCGGGUGAUCCAACGACCUUGAGAAGUGCAGCGGCAGCAUCGGCAUUAUCACGUUCCGCUCGAUCUACACGAGAUUGCUCCAAGCAAAGCGGAAGGCUCCCAUUCAUGGGUUCGAGUCUUGGAUCUGGUAUUCUUACUACAUAUCCUCAGAUUGCCACGAUUGCAGGUGUGCAGGGUCUUGUCGUAUACGCGCUAUCGUCAGCUCUGCCGCUUCUGAUCUUCGGUGUACUUGGUCCUAUCAUUCGACGUAAAUGUCCCGAGGGCUUUGUACUCACCGAAUGGUGCAGACAACGAUACGGAUUCAUCGGUGGCCUGUUUUUGAGCAUUUGCACUCUCAUUACCAUGUUCCUAUACAUGGUUGCUGAGCUUUCGGCGGUGCAGCAAAUUGUAAACGUCUUGACAGGCUUGGAUGGGCUGCCAGUAGUCAUUGUCCAAUGCGCUGUUACAACAAUUUACACCGGUCUUGCGGGAUUCAAAGUCUCCUUCAUCACCGACAACAUUCAAGGUGGCAUGGUUUUGGGGCUGAUCAUCAUGGCUGUCAUCGCAGUCGGCGUUGAGACCAAGGUCGAGCACAGGUUGAUCGAGGAGUCUGGAUACCUCAAUGCCAGCCUUUUAGGUUGGCAACUCAUCUACAUCCUUCCUGUGGCAAUCUUGACGAACGAUUUCUUUCUUUCGGGAUUUUGGCUGCGAACUUUCGCUGCCAAGACCGACAAGGACCUUCGAAUCGGUGUUUCCAUUGCGAGCUUUGUUGUCUGCUGUAUCCUCGUUCUCGUCGGUGUAGGGGGCCUGUUGGCAGCCUGGUCUGGUGCUUGGAAGUUGAACGAUGCUGAGAACGGCUACCUCGCAUUCUUCUUCUUGCUUAACGAGCUGCCUGCCUGGGUUGUCGGUGUAGUGCUCGUCAUGGUCAUUGCUCUCUCUACAGCUGCAUUCGAUAGCUUCCAGAGUGCCAUCAUCAGCACUGCAAGCAACGACAUUUUCCGCAACAAGCUCAACAUCUGGGUCAUUAGAGGCCUCGUGGUUGCUCUGAUCGUUCCGACGGUUGUAGUUGCUCUCAAGAGUCCCGACAUUCUGCAGAUUUUCCUCAUCAGCGAUCUUGUUAGCGCCGCCGUUGUGCCAUGUCUCGUCUUUGGAUUGUCCGAGCGAUUCUACUGGUACCGUGGUUUCGAUUUCGUGAUUGGUGGCCUCGGAGGCAUCUUUACCGUCUUCCUGUUUGGCCUCGUCUACUACGACGGUAAUGUGGAUCUCGCGAGCAAGCUCCUCAUUUUGGAGAACGGCCUUUACGCCGGAGAUUGGAGUGCUUUUGGUGCUUUCGUCGCAGCCCCAGUCGGCGGUGUUCUUUGGGCCUUCGGAGCUGCAGGUGUUCGCAUCGGGUUCCUCUACGUCAUGUCUAGGGUCAAAGGCCACCGCUUCAGUGCUUUGGACCGGCCAAUCCCUCAACCCCGCACCGAAUCAGUAGAUGAGCAGGAAACCGAACGGGUCAUUGAGCAGAGCGAUUACUUUUACAAGAGCGGCAAGUUCUUCUAG